Messenger RNA from Pocillopora meandrina, 3977 nucleotides. NCBI's taxonomy places the organism in Eukaryota, Metazoa, Cnidaria, Anthozoa, Scleractinia, Pocilloporidae. The record is from the annotation of a GenBank genome assembly.
GUGUCCUAAGAGUAACUCGCCCAAACUUUGAAAAACCACUGAACAAGAGCGAUGUGUAUCUUACGACAUUCCAUGAAGGUAGGACUUAAUUAAGAUUUCAAGCAUGUGCUUGUCAUACUUAGGGGUCAGACAGUGAGUCAUUUGAAACAAUUUUUGAGGUGAAAUCCGAAAUUGCAAAUAGCUCCGUGUUAAUGGCCAAACUGCGAUAUGAUAAGAAGGGGAAUUAUUAAGAUAACCUCUUAGAACGAUACAUCCUUUACAAAUGCAACCAAAAAUAGCUACAUCUUGCGGAAAUGAAACAGAAGAAAAUUCCACGAAGCUAUAAUAGAGACCUAAAGCGAUCAAGACAGCAAUACUGAGGAAGACGUCGAUUGAAAGAAUUGAAUUUACAUUAGCAGUUAAUUUCGUGAGUGGCUGGAUGUGUCUACCGUCUCUUACGGUGCCACAUCUUAACUUCAACGUAAUGUAUCUCGGUGAGCGAAGUUAAGUUUCAAGUAGAAACUUAAAUAAUUUGCCAUGGGAUAUUCCGUUCUCGGCAGACCACGCAAAAUUUGGUGAUUCACCGGUUGUUGCUCUGCAUAGGGACGACCAAGAAAUGUACAGACGUUAAAAACGCACGUGCUGAGCCACUGUUUUGGCCAUCAGAUCUUUUGUUUUGCCACGUCCUCGUUGCCGAGGCUGUCGUGAUUUGCUCAAGGUCUCUAUAGUAUAUUUACUCAAAGAAAGCCUUCAGCUAAACACUCGCUGACUCAGACGUUGAUAACUGUUCGGAAAAAAAAUAUGACUCGGUAAAGUCGUCGCAAUAGGAAAUCGCGGCUUGAAACUCUGCAUUCUUCCUUGACGAACUACGUAUAUGUAGCGUAUAUGUUUGGAGUGUCGCCAUUAGGCGUUGCAUUCGAAAGAAAUAAACCUUGGCUGCAAAAAGACCACUAUGCUUGUUAUUUAAGAGAUUUUAAAGUGUUCUUUAUAAUGCGCUUAAAGCGAGUUAACCACUGUGGCACAUAAAACUAAGGAAACACCAGACCACAUCGCGAUCAUUGCUUGGCGGAAGAAAUCCGAAAAGGAAGUUAAGCAAGCAAAUAUCGACCAAAGCGCGAGUUUCUAUUGUAUUGCAAUACCGAUCCAUCAACGUUCAUGUUUUUUUAGACUUUUUUCAAGGUUGACCCACUGCCAACAUUAACUGCACGAGCUAGGGUUUGUGAAAUGGUAACACAGAACACUACUUGAAUUAUUUGUUAUUCUCAUCGCUUUAGAAGUUUAUAUCGUACAUAUAAGAAUCAAACUCUCUGAUAACAACAAAGAGGUGGCGUGUUCAACGCCUAAUAUGCAUUCAAGAGCCUACAUUUACGUGCCAUCAAAUCUUGAUUUUCGUAACUAUAUGGCAUUAUAUUGCAAUAUCUGUAGUAAAGUUUGAGCAUGGCUGUCUCCAGCUUAAUAUCGCCGGAUAUUCAGAUGUCCGGAUUAUGCAAACCUCGCAAUGAAAAAACCAACUUGUCCAGCGUUUGUCGCAAGAAGUUAGCGAAUGUUCUGCCUUUCCAAUAUCUAAGCUGCCGAUUAGAAUGGUAACGUUACAUACCUGAUUGCCUGAAAUUGGUAAAUUCGGGCAGAAUCCCUCGCGAAAUUUUCUUGCAAUCGAGUAAACAUUACAGAUUGAAAACAGAGUGGCUUUCAGUGGCCAAAAAUAGCACGUUUCUCUCCGCAAGUAAUAUGCAUGGUGCAUUAGCGAGCCAGCAAGGAGCCGAGAGAGACAGGCCUUAUCUUUUUCGUUGGCGAUACAACUAAAACUCAAGACAAAUAAAUGAGUGCACCUUUGACAGUGCCAGAAUUCAACCACUUAAGGUUUUUUCACUGACGCUGAGAGCUCUCCAACCCAUCAAAUUUCUGUCGUGAUUGUUAUCUUGAUAAUAUUCCAAUUAUAUGUUCGUUGUUAAAAAAGAUACAAUUACGUUUAGGCAUUUUGUCUGAUGUAGCUACCUUGUGCAUAAGCACUUUGUUAAGAACUUGUAAUGAAGUCUUGGGGAGGGGGGGGGAGGGUGAGGGUGGGGUGAUAUCUCAAGAGGUGAAAGAUUGGGUCAAGAAAGGGAAGGGAAGAUAUAGCAGCAAUAAAGAUAAUUGUUUUUAAGCUUAAUCAUUAUUAUCAAUCAAUAUCGACCUGUCCAGCAGGAUCAGCAAAUAAAUGUUUUUUGGGAGGUAACCAAUUCUAUACUCAUUUGUAUCAUUCCUUUGAUUUCUUUGGCAUUUUCUUCAAAAGAUGGUGAAUCAAAAACACAUAUGUCCUGUCUCUGUACAUUUUCUUGGAAGAUUUAUAUCUGGAAAGCCAAGGCUGUCAGCAGUUGCAAUCAGUUGACAUUAAUUAUCAGUCAUUCACUUCAUGCGAUUUCCCCUCUAAUGGGUGAAGUAAUGAACUUUUAAUGCAACCUAGAUCGUAUACUAAGACCUACGGAGACAGAGCAUUCGCUGUUCAUGCGCCAAGAGAACGGAACUUAAUACCCUAUAAAAUUCGAAAGUCUAACACCAUCUCAAUUUUUAAAAGACGUUCCUGUUCAGUUGAGACGUUCCUACUAUUUAAAACAAAUCUGUUUUCCCAAUAACUAUUGACCAUUAUCCAAGAACUUUUUAAAGAAAUUUUACCAAAUGUAUUAAUAACAGACCAUUAUUUUUAAAGAUUUAUAUAUAUAUUGCUUUAGAUUUAAUUUUCUUUUUUAACCAUUGUGAAUUUUAGCUAUGUUUAAGUAUGGUAUAAUAAGAUAUGGCUAGCUUUAGUUUUGUUUUUCUUUUUUAAUCAGUAUGAAUUUUAGCUAUGUUGAAGUAUCAUAUAGUAGGAUAUGGUUGUAAAUUUGUAAAUUUUUAUCAAUGUAUGAUUUUGUAUGAUUGUAAAGCACCUUGAGCAGAGGAUGCGAGCACUAUAUAGAUAAAGUUAUUAUUAUUAUUAUUAUUAUUAUUAUGUUUUAGAAGUAUAUUCAUUGAAAUAAGCUAUUCCCUUCCUUCCUCAUCUUUUUUUUACCACAGGUCCUUCUUCUUAUCUGUCAACUGCCCUUGCUCACAAUACAGGACGACGACAAGUGCCAAGCGAUCACAAUGGCUGAAGCUAAGGACCAUCUAAGGCUAAAUGGUGGGGGGCCUUUGGGAGCAUUUAACAAAAACUACAUGGCCUUUACACUAGACGAAGUGAAAAGAAACUUCAAAAACCUGAUCACCAUGCAGCCAGGAAACUUCUCGGCUUUGGCCACCUGGGCUCCUUUAAGUUUCCCCGCCUCUUUAGGAAUAGGAGAAUGCAUGAAAGAUUCAGGAAACUGCGAAGGGUGCGCCGUCGUAACAGACCGCGGCGUGAACUUUUAUCCGCGCUACGUAAACGAGGUCAAUUGCAAGAGCUUAGGCAACCUUUGCGGGCAGAAUAAUCCUGGAACAUGCGAAGCAACAGUUAUGACGCAGAAGUUCUUCAAAGACCACGGUGCUCAAGGGACCUGCAAUAAGGAUUUGCAAUUGGAUUUUUAUGACAUGAAAAUGUGUUGUCAAUGUAUCUUGCUCUGAUGCAAUGGCAAGUGAAAACUUGGUCAAGUGACUCUUCCAACCAACCAAUCGGGUUUAUCGAGUACGAACUUCUGCCAUUUUCUUGGCUGCAAUCUUUGACAAAUUUGUACCGUAAAGUAGGUAAUAGAAGUUAGAGUGAUUCCGAUGGUCGUAGUAAAAAGAAGUUUCCAAUCUCUUGCAUACAAAAUGAUUAGUUUUACAUGUGUAUUGUCUUUUGAACCUGUCCUCUCUCGUCCAGGCAAAGAAAAAACGCGGGUGGAAACUAAGUUCGUGUUGAGUUUUACCAGUAUCAGUGUAACGUAACAACAGAAUGAAAAUUACUAACGUUAAACGAAAUGGUAUUUGUUUGUUUGAGUUGAUACUAAGUUACUAAUGACGGUUUUACUUAGUUAUUUGGACAGCAAGAAUUUGAUAAUCAUCAUUAAAAAGUAAAAUGUUAUACCUCG